Molecule: messenger RNA, 2097 nt
Organism: Lachancea fermentati
Lineage: Eukaryota; Fungi; Ascomycota; Saccharomycetes; Saccharomycetales; Saccharomycetaceae
Source: the annotation of a GenBank genome assembly
AUGAACAAUACGCAGGCAAAUCCUUUUGCUAACAUUGGGACUCCUAGUUUCAGUCUAUCGCAAGUUCCCCAGCAUAUUCUGCAGAAUUUAACACCUGUUCAAUUGCAAAUGAUACAGCAAAAGCAUCAACAGCUACUGAUGGAACGGCAGGCUAUGAUGCAACAACAGCAACAGCAACAACAGCAGAAGCAGAAAAGACAGCAGCAAUUGCAAAUGCAGCAUCAGCAAAUGCAGCAGCAGCAAAUACCGCCACAGCAGUCUACACCUCAACCGCAGGGUAUCGCACUGAACCAAUCAAAUAUACCAUUACAGCAAUUAAGCUUAGCACAAAGGGCACAAAUUUUGAAGGCCAAACAGCAGCAAUUGAACUCUGCACAGAACCAAACAGUAAAUUCCCAGGCUAUCCCUCAAACUCCGAUAAACUUACCUCCCCAGAUAGCUCAACUGCCGCCUCAUAUGCAACAACGCGUUUUAGGCAACCUCAAACAAAAGGCGAUAGCGAACAACAACCCUGCGGCAGCGGCUGCUAUAACAGCAGCUCAACAGCAGCUUGCUGCACAACACCAGCGACAACAAUCUGGCUCUCUAUCCGGCGCCAGAGCUCCACAGCAAAUACCUCCCCAAGGCCCUUCUAUUCCAACUGCUGCAGUUUCACAAGGAGUUAUCCCUAAAACGCAACAUGUAUAUCAAGAUCCGCCGGAAGAACGCAUGGAUUCGUUGAAUUAUUGGUCAGAAAAAAUAGCAAAAGGUGAAACAGAUUUGACUGAACCCGAUACCACCACUCUACUAUAUGAACAAAUAAUAAGACGCGAUCAUGAGAAUUCUAAGCAGUUAAUGAAGGAACGCACAGGUUAUGAACCGUUUAGUAAAUACGGGUUUAGUCAUAAGGAGUAUUUAACCAGACUCUUGCAUGACUUGAAUUAUUACAAGGAGCUAAAAGCAACAAGGAUGAAAUCCAUAACCAAUACUACUCAAGGGGUUAUCUCUAAAAGCAUUUGGGGUGAUGGUUAUUCAGGAUAUGGCAAUGGCUUUACCAACACUAUCACUAAUGUCACUACCGGACUCGUAGGUCCAUCAGGAAGGAGAAUUGUUCAAUACAGUAUCAAGGACAUAUAUGAACAGGCAAUGAAUGAAGCCAAUCAAGAAUUGGUGCCCAUAAGACUUGAGUUUGAUGCCGAGAGAGACAAAUUUUCCCUUCGGGACACCUUUGUUUGGAAUAAGCUCGAAAGUGUGGUAAAAAUUGAAGAAUUUGUAGCUGAAAUGCUACAAGACUACCGGUUUCAUAAUGAUGAGCAAUUUUUCGAGACUGUCGUUCAGAGCAUCAAAGAGCAAAUAAAUGAACACCAAUCUGAUCCCUUCUUGGAAAACAAUCGUGGCCAAGAAGGAGGUGAUGAUCUACGCAUAAAAAUACAGAUAGAUGUUGUAGUUGGUCAAAACCAACUCAUUGAUGCCUUUGAAUGGGAUAUCUCGAAUCCUAACAACAGUCCUGAAGAAUUUGCAGAAUCCAUGUGCCAAGAACUUGAGCUUCCGGGAGAAUUUGCAACUGCAAUAGCGCAUUCAAUCCGUGAACAAGUACACAUGUAUCAUAAAUCUUUGGCUGUCGUGGGCUAUCAAUUCGAUGGUUCAGUGGUAGAAGACGACGAUGUCAGAAACAGGUUACUUCCGAUUAUUACACUCGAUGAAGUGCUCAGAAACACGAGUGACACCAAAGUUUUCACGCCCAACUUACUCAAGGUAUCAAAUGCAGAAUUAGAACGUCUAGAUAAGGACAAAGAUCGCGAUACAAGACGUAAAAGAAGGCAAGGACGCUUCAAUAGGAGAGGCGCGGGAUCUAAUACGGCUGUCAUGCAAGGCGAUACAGCUUUACCGGACCUCUCAGACGUGCCCAAGACAUUCCGUAUUCCUAUACCCAGCACUAUUUUACCGGGAGGUGUCGAUUUGGGGCCAUCUGUCAAUUCCUAUGACUUGCAUACCACUACCGAAUAUAGAAUAAGGCCACCGGAGAAAAAACCGGAUUUCGAACCUUGCCAAAUCAUUGAUCAUGACCCAGGAAACUCACUGUUGGUCAGCAUAAAGCUAAAGAAAGACCUUGGUUAA